Molecule: messenger RNA, 812 nt
Organism: Spinacia oleracea (spinach)
Lineage: Eukaryota; Viridiplantae; Streptophyta; Magnoliopsida; Caryophyllales; Amaranthaceae
Exons: 2
Coding region: 211-678 (155 amino acids)
Source: RefSeq, a predicted model, not a curated record
UACCCCUACUUGCCAAGAAACCCCCAAAUGGAAGUGACACCCCAAAAAUCCAAAAUUGGCCAAAUAAACAAAUUUAAGAAGUUCAUUCAUCAUUUGAUUUCAUUUCUCCAGAGUCCACAUAUGACAGUGAUGACACACAUUCAUCUUCUCUACUGUUAGUCUCUCCCUACCUAUUUGCUUCUGCCAAGGGAACCAUUUUCCGUCCCCUCCAUGGCGAUUGCUGUUGGUUUGAGCCCCAUUACUCUCCUUAAUUACGGCUUAAAUCCUGAUAAAAAGAUCUCAUAUCGAAGAUUUGACUCCCUUGUAUCAACAUCCCCAGUUAGACUCCGUCCUAUCCGAGCUGUUCAAGAUAACGUGGGCCCUCGAAGACUAGUAGACAUUAUUCGCACAUUACCGGAUAUAUCAAGAAACUAUUUCAAGAGUCCUUCCCGGAGAGCUCUCUUUGGGGGAAUCGCCUUGUUAGGCGGGUUUUACGUGGCACAAACAAUUUCUCUGUCCUUUGGAGCUUUAGGGGUCAAUGAUGUUAUUGCUGCUGUAUUGUGUGUUCUCCUAACUGAAUUUGCAACCAAAUUCUAUUAUAGUCGAUCAAAGGUAACGUUUCCAAUCGCCCUUUUGAACAAUUUCAAGAUGGGAUUUACUUAUGGUCUGUUUAUCGAUGCUUUCAAACUCGCUAGUUAGACUGAAGACUCAAUUAUAAGGGUACUCUGUUGUACUUGUACAUAAUACUUCAGUGUAUUAGUUCCCUCAUAGAUGCAAUACUGAGAUCCUGUAACUUGCAAUUUUGACAAUAUGAUUGAUGUUGCUUCUUCAAA